Messenger RNA from Effrenium voratum, 9141 nucleotides. NCBI's taxonomy places the organism in Eukaryota, Dinophyceae, Suessiales, Symbiodiniaceae. The record is from the annotation of a GenBank genome assembly.
AUGCCCGCCAUGUCCAAGAUCUCCCUCUGCGCGGGCGCCGCCUUGGCAGCCACAGCCUUCGUGGCGCCGUCCACGCCGGCGACGAAGGUCGCCAGGGAGCACCUCCGGGCCGAGCAGCCCCGGGCAGGCGGCCUCAGCACCGGGCUCACGGUGACGGCGGGCCUCGCGGCCGUGGCCGCCGCCGCAUCGGCACGCCCGAGGCCUACGGCGGUCCGCGCCUAUGAUGCCUCCAAGGAGAUCGGCGCCUGCGAUCCCUUGCUCUUCUGGGAUCCCAUUGGCUACUGCCAGGGCGACUGCACGAAGCAGGACUUUGACCGCCGCCGCGCGGUGGAGCUGAAGCACGGGCGCAUCUGCAUGUUCGCCACCAUCGGCAUGCUGUGGCCAGAUCUGUUCGGAAAGUUCGAUGGUUACCUCUCGCCUUCGCAGAACUUGACGAAGUUCGCGGACGUGCCUUCCGGCCUGGCGGCCAUUUCCAAGGUGCCCCUGGAGGGCUGGCUGCAGGUCUUGCUGGUGGCGGGGCUCAUUGAGACCCAGCUCUUCAAGGACCAGUCUUUUGGUGGCUUCGCCUACGCCAAGUACGGCGAGCCGGGCAACUUCGGCACCGGGUACUGGGGCAGGAAGAUCAAGGACCCGGCGGAGCGCAAGCUGAAGCUCACCACGGAGCUGAACAACGGGCGCUUGGCCAUGACGGCCAUGGCCGGGAUGCUCAUCCAGAACGGGCUCACAGGCCAGGCGCCCAUCGAGCAGCUCACAGCGGGCCACAUCUCGCCCUUCAACGACGGCCAGGGCGCCUUUGCGCAGUUCGACCCUUCCAAGGAGCUGGGCGCCUGCCCGCCCUUGGGCUACUGGGACCCCUUCGGCAUGAUGGCCUUCCAGGAUGAGCAGAAGUUCCGCAAGAACCGGGAGCUGGAGCUGAAGCACGGCCGCAUCUGCAUGGUCGCCACCAUCGGCAUGAUCGUGCCAGACCUCUUUGGCCGCUUCGGAGGGUAUCUGUCUCCGUCCAUGAACCUGACGAAGUUCUCGGACAUUCCCUGCACCAUCGAGGCCAUCUACAAGGUGCCGGCGGCCGGGUGGCUGCAGAUCUUCGCCUUGGCCGGGGCGCUGGAGGCGAAGAAUCAGGCCUUCCCCACCAACUACGGGUACCCGCCCUUUUGGGGCCAGAUCAACACCCUCUCGGAGAAGAAGAAGAAGCUUCUGGCCGAGAUCAACAACGGACGCCUGGCGAUGAUGGCCAUGGCAGCCAUCGUGGCGCAGAACGGCGCCACGGGCCAGUCCUUGGUGGAGCAGUUCACCACAGGCAACCUGAACCCCUUCGUGGGCGGUUACGCCCAGCAGGAGAGCCGAAACAAGGUUGCACUGCGCGCCAACUCGGAGGCUCUGCCUUGGGCCCCGGUGCCGGAGAACCUGACCAACAACAUCGUGGGGCCCUACGUGGGCGACGCUGGCUUCGACCCUGCGGGCUUCGCCAAGAACAAGCGCCUACUGCCCUGGUACCGCGAGGCCGAGCUCGCUCACGGCCGCGUGUGCAUGCUCGCGGUGCUGGGCUACACGGUGCAGACCUCCGGCGCCAAGUGGGAGCCCUUCAUCACCCGCUACCCCACGGACUCCGCGGACCCUCUGAAGGCCGCCACCCAGGUGCCCAUCAUCGGGUGGCUGCAGAUCAUCACCGUCAUCGCUCUGUCGGAGCUGUGGCGGUAUGAGAACGUCAUCAGCAAGUAUGGUGAGGGCGUGCAGCCUGGGGAUCUGGGCUGGAACGUGGAUGCCCCGGCGGGCGGCAAGCGGCCCAAGUGGUUCGGCCCCACCUUCACCGCCAAGUACACCCCCCAGGAGUGGAACAACAUGAAGCUCAGGGAGAUCAAGCACUGCCGCUUGGCGAUGGUGGGCUUCUUCUUCAUGGUGCUGACCAAUGCCUCCACAGGCGCGGGCCCUUCGCUGAUCCCCAGCUUCACCCAGUCGGAGUUCCAGUCCAGCGUAAGGGCGGCCCACGCCAGCGCCCGCCUACUGCUGGAAGCUGAGGCUAUGCCCGCGAUGUCCAAGAUCGCCCUCUUCUCGGCCGGAGCUGCCGGCGCCGCCUUUGUGGUGCCGAGGUGCUGCGCGAGUUCGCCGGACCACGACCCGCUAGGCAGCUCCCUGCUCUUUGGCGCCGGGGUCGCCGGGGUGGCCGGCCUUGCGGCGUCGCUAACGACGACGCACCCCAGGACCUCAGUGGUCCGCUGCGCCUACGACGCCUCCAAGGAGAUCGGCGCCUGCGACCCGCUGCUCUUCUGGGAUCCCAUUGGCUACUGCCAGGGCGACUGCACGAAGCAGGACUUCGACCGCCGCCGCGCAGUGGAGCUGAAGCACGGGCGCAUCUGCAUGUUCGCCACCAUCGGCAUGGUGUGGCCGGACCUGUUCGGAAAGCUCGACGGCUACCUUUCCCCCUCGCAGAACCUGAAGUUUGCGGAGGUGCCGUCCGGCCUUGCGGCCAUCAGCAAGGUGCCCUUGGAAGGCUGGCUGCAGAUUCUGCUGGUGGCCGGGUUGAUUGAGACCCAGCUCUUCAAGGACCAGUCCUUCGGCGGCUUCGGCUACGCAAAGUACGGCGAGCCCGGGAACUUUGGCACCGGCUACUGGGGCAGAAAGAUCCAGGACCCGGCGGAGCGCAAGCUGAAGCUCACCACGGAGCUGAACAACGGGCGCUUGGCCAUGACGGCCUACUUCGGACCGGUUCACUUCGGUGGCUUCCUUGGUCUGGCAUUUGGGCUUCUUGGUGGACUUCGCCUUCGGUGGGUUCGUUUCCUUAUCUUGCUCUACGGCAUCCUGUUGGUCUUCUCCUUCGGUGCCUUCGCUCUGGUUUGUUGGAAGUUGGUGUGCCCCAUGACGGCGGUCACAGCCAAGGAUUUCUGCGUCUCGUGGAACGGAGAUGCUCAUCAAUGGCCAGAUUAUGUGCGGAAGGUGAGACUUCAAUACGAGAAGACGGCCCUGGAGAAGAGAUACCUGUUGGGUCCUGAGUUGGUGAGUCGGUUGACGGACAGAGCCUGGGAAGCUUGCUUCGAGAUCGACCAUGGACGUCUGCAAGGGCAACAUGGAGCGAAGUUUCUCCUCACUCAUCUUCGUGAUCGCUUAUGCCGAGCCCCUGUACCAGAUGCCGGAGCUCGCUUGGAAGAUCUUCUGAUCCGUUUGCGGCGGACACCCGGUACUCCCUUUUCUCAAUGGGCGCAUCAGGUUCGGGAAACCUAUCGUCGCCUUCAACGAGCUUUGGUUCGUGCGAGAGAGGAGUAUGACGAGAAGCGGGGCAAGGCCGCAGAUCGACAUCUGCUGUUUCCUUCAACACGGCCAAGACGAGCUUCGAUGGAGACUCAGUCCGAGCCGGAGCCACCUUCGGCAGACACUUCUCGGGAUAUUGGAUCACCUGCGAAGAGCACUCACAGCGCCCCUGCUGACGGCCAACGCGAUGAGGCUGGCGACUUAGAGGGCGAGAUCCACGAGAUAACCUGGGAAGGCGAGGACGGCAAGUGGACUGAGGCAGAUUGGCAGAAAUGGCGAGAGAUGGAAUCCAAGAACCAGAUCCUGAUGAUCUGCCCUGGGAUGAGUUGGAAGUGGAUACGAUGGAGGUGUUGCCCGACGAGGUCCUUGGAUGGUUGCUUCUCCGACGAGCUGGUCUCCCUGCGAGUUCUCGUUUGUCCGUACAAGCAGCGAUCGGAAACUCCUUGCGCUUCACGGAAGUGGAGCGCGCUCUACGCGAUCAAGAAGAAGAACUUCUUCAAGCUGAAGCUCGGGCAUGUGAACGACGCGGACCACAGAAGCGAUCGUACUGGGUGGAGCAGGAGCUUCCGGCGGAGGUGUACGCCCUAUCUGCUGCCGGUUCUGCAGGAACAGAAGCAAGUUGAUGAAGCCUAUGCUGCCUACGAAGAUAAGGUGCGCACCUUCGUCCAGGCGCGCACUCUCAUGAAGGACAAGGCGCGGAAUCGAGGACAGGCCAUGGUGGUCAUCAGCGGUUGGGAAGUUCCUGAUCUACCGGAGGAGGACGAUGAAGAUGGCCAUGGCUAUGAAUCCUACGCGGAUGAGGUGGAGACGGUUCAUGCCGAAGCUUGGACGGUGCAAGAAGCAGGACAUCGGUGCUACGCAGUUUUGGACAGUGGAGCGACGGAGACUGUGACGUCUUUGACCGCACUUACGGAGAUCAUGAACUACAGGAAGGAGCUGUUCGGUGACGAGGAUGUCAAGGUCUACCCGGCGGAUGGGAAAUCCUUCAGGUUCGGAAAUGGCCGAACUAUGCUAGCUUCAUCCUUUGUGGAGAUUCCGCAGUUCUUGAACGGCCAGAAGGUAUGGCUUGGCGCCUACACGCUGGACACCGAGGACGCCUUCGUUCCUAUGCUCAUCGGAAUGAGGACUCUGCAGAAGCUGGAGGCGGUCGUGGACUUUAGGUCUCGGCUCACUAUUUUUCCUACUUUGAGCCCAGAUAUGAUUACUUUGCAUCAGUGUCCGAGAACAGGACACCUGAUGAUAGACCUCUCAGCCGAUUGGGCCCGAACGAGUGCACACAUGGCGCUACUGGCUGAUUCUGGAGUUCAAGAGGGAUCGGUUGAGUUUGAGCCAGUGCAGGUUGCAACCGAUGGACAUGUUGGAGUUGAAGGGCAGUUGGAUGAAGAUGCUCAUGACCCAGCAGCUCGGAUCAAGCGUUUAUUCGCCUCCCGUCCUUCGGAAAACCCCGAGAGCAAUGGCCAUGGACCUGGCAACAAGCAGAUCAACAAGGACGUUCUGAACGGCCAGCAGGAAACUUUGUCAACAUGCAGUACUUCGGCCAGCAAGAAGGGGAAGGGCAAGGGAAAGAAGGCGAACAAGUUGAGCGAGGAUCAGAUCUACGACAUGGACCGGAAGGAGGGCCCGGACACACGGGAUCCCCGUUGGGAAGGAGGUCCAUGUGCUGGAAAGCAUCAGCCAGCACCGAUGGGACGCGGCUCCCCCAGCGGCAAGAACGGUUGGGCCAAGUGGACCACGUGCUCAGUGUGCAGGCUUCGUCUGGAGUACAUCCCGGCCUUCGGAGCCCACGGUCGUUAUCGGUCGGCGGGGCCCCUCGGGCAGGACGUGAAGGAUCAGCUGGAGGAGAAGCCGAACGAGAUCGCUUCGAACCCAGCCACUUUGAGCACAACGACGGUGGCCUUGGACGGAGCGGCAACAAAGAAGAUGCAGAAGCGGAACACCGACAUGACGGCGGAGGAGCUCGAGGAGCACGAGAGCCUGGCGAAGUUGGAGCAGACCGAGAAGGAGGAGUUGGACGAGUGGGACAAGAUGGACUUGCUGGAGGUGUGUUGCGCACCGGACAGCCUUUUGGCAUCUAUGGUGAAUGUCAUGGGCGGUGCUGCUGGACGGGUCACUGAGGCCAACAUGAACAUCAACACCGCAGCAGGUCUGGAGAGUCCUUUGCAAAGAUUGAACGAGCUGACCCCGGAGGGCUUCUACCGUUCACAGCAGAGAAAGAAGAAGUCGAGACGUUUGGUGAGACGUGGUUUGGAGCUGAUCAGGAUCCACGUCUUCGAGAAUGGAGAUGCGAUGUGGUUUGAGUGCUACCACGCGGAGGAGCUGGUCGCGCCGGUCACGGACAACCCCAAGCAGAAGGCCCCGGUGGAGGAGAUUCCGGAGGGUCUCUCCGUGCAACAGUGGCAACGCAGAAAGGACGUGGUCUAUCGCCUUCAUGUGCGAGCGGGACAUCCUUCAGUGCGGGCAUUGGUGGCCUCACUGAAAUCCAGAGGUUCGCAUCCGACAAUCGUGGAAGCUGCACGGCAACUUCGAUGUGAUGAUUGCGAUGAGACAAAGCGAUCCACGCCGGCAUCGAAGGCGAGCUUUCAUAGAGCUGACACCCUGUGGCACACUCUGCAGGUGGACAAUGCGGUUUUCCGGGUGGGUACUCGGACGUACCAUAUCAUGGUGAUGGUGGAUGAGGCCAGCACUUUCAUGGUUCCUCAUUUCCUGGCGGUCACGGAGGAGGACGAGCACGAGAAUGCAACUGGAGGUCAGGUUGUGAACGCUUUGCAGGAAUCGUGGGUUCGUUUCUUCGGAUACCCUUCGGUGAUCCGUCUGGACCCGGAAGGUGCUUUCAGAUCGCGAGUGCUGGAGGAGUACUGCGCAUCCCGCGACAUAGAGCUGGAACCAUGUGCAGCUGAAGCUCAUCAUCAGAUUGGUGUGGUGGAACGUUCUAUCGGUACUCUGAGGAAGUCGGUGGAGCGGUAUCUGCGAGCUGAAGCUUCCGAACCUUGGGCAGCCAUCAUGGCCAUGUGUGCGGCGCACAACGAGAUGGCUCGCGCUGGACGGCCCGGACAUAUUAUCUGGAUCACAGCUGCUGGACGUCUGAAGCGGGUUGCGCCUGAGCAGAUUUGGUUGGCCUCUGAGCGUGAGAAGCUUUUGGCGGAAGUUUCGGACCCUGGCAUGUUCCCCUGGACCAUUCAUGGUAUGUUGGAGAAUGUGGAGACGGGCCAGUUCGAUACCUACAAUGACAUUUUGGGUAGCGACAAAGCCGAGAUCACGGCGAAGCGGACGAGGAGCCUCACCACGCAGGACGCUCGUAAACGGCAUGAGAUCCUGGAAAAGCCUUUGCGUGUGACGUCUCGGAAGGACGCUUCAUCCUUUUUGGUUGAUGAGCCGGGCAUGCCGAGUGGAGGGGACAUUAUGUUUUGCCUUCAUGUGGACUUGCCGGGCAACGCCAAGGAUGAGAAGAUGUUCAAGCGUGACCCAGCCAGUUGGGUUGCUAAGAAGGUGAAGAAGUCCGCAGAGGUGAAGCUUGAGAACUUGACGGAAAGCCAGCGAGCUGACUUCAAGAAGGCCAAGGAUUUGGAGGUAUCUCAAUGGAUCCAAGCAGCCGCGUGCAAAGCUUUAGCAGAUGGCAAGGUUGCACCGCGUUCGAGGACCAUGAAGAUGCGUUGGGUUCUUACCUUCAAGCAAUCAGGUGCUGCGAAGGCUCGCAUUGUGAUUGUUGGGCUCACUGACCCUGAUCUGGACACGCUUCAGCGGGCAUCUCCCACGAUGACGAGGCGUACCCGUCAGCUCAUGAUGACCAUGGCGGCGGUUACAGGCUGGCAGCAAUGGAAAGGCGAUGCAAAGAGCGCUUUUCUUCAGAUGUCGGAGAACACUGAGGAGAGCCGAAGUGUUUUUGCCGUCCCGGUGGAUGAGCUGGCAGACGCAAUGGGUGUGGAACGGAAACGCGCGGUUCAGGUGAUUAAAUCUUGCUAUGGUUUGGCCAACGCCCCGUUUCAAUGGUUCCAGGAGAUCAAGGAGGUCACUUUGGACCACUCGACGUUUUGCACUUCAGUCAAUCUCAUUGAGCUGGACUCCAAGGAGAUGAACAGGUUGAAUUUGCAUGUUGGAGUGAUGCAGCACUUGCGAAUCGUCCUGACGGUGGCCGUACAGGUGCAAGCCUUCGGUGAAGGAGAAGAAGAACUGAUGUUCUGUCGUUUGGAAUGGGCCGAGAUGAUCGGCCAUGAGAUCGACCUCCGAUCCCCAGAGGCCACGUGCAGCAAGGUCGUUGGCAUCAUGAUCACAGAUGCAAAGAGCCUGUAUGACGUGGUGCAGAAAGGCCAGGCGCCCAUCGAGCAGCUGACGGCGGGGCACAUCUCGCCCUUCAACGACGGCCAGGGCGCCUUUGCGCAGUUCGACCCUUCCAAGGAGCUGGGCGCGUGCCCUCCCUUGGGCUACUGGGACCCCUUCGGCAUGAUGGCCUUCCAGGAGCUCGGAACCGCGGGUGAAACCGUGGGCCUUACGCCGCGGCCGCUCGAGGCCGCUUCGGCCAUGGCGAGCUUUGAUGCGCGCGACCACUUGCACGCCUUGCCUUCGCAGGGCUGCCACAUCCGAGUCAGCGUCGGGACGGGCGACCUGGACUUCCCCAUCGCCAUCUCCAACGCAGCCCUGUGGCGCAUGCCCGAGCUCGAGGUGGAGCAGGGCAGUCUCCAACACCAGGGCUUCCAGGGCAGCCUGCGGCUCUUUUUGGAGCGCGUGCAGCGAGAGGUUGAAGAGGCGAAGGCGCGGUACCCGGAGAGCGCGUGGAAGAGUUUCGACCUCUUUUUGCGGCGCCUGGAGGGGGUGCUGGCGGGUGACUCGGGAAAGCUGAGCUUGGAAGUGCGGGACCCCUCCGGCCUUAGCCACGUUGAUGCCGGACUGUCGCCAGAGCUCAACGCCUUCGAGCGCAGCGUGAGGGAAGAUUGGUCCUUGGGAGUUGACUACCCUCGCCCACGUCAGCGCAGCGAUGCCAAGUCUGUGGCGCGGCUGGUGCAAAAGUCCUCGCGAAUUGUGGCGCUCACUGGCGCCGGCAUUUCCGUGGAGUCCGGCCUCACACCCUUCCGCAGCGGCGACAAGGGUGGGGCGAUUUGGAAGGAGUUCGAUCCCCAGCAAAUGACGGUCAAGAACUUCAACAACGACCCAGAGGUGAGGGCGGCGUGGUGGUCGCUGGAGCGGAAGCUGCAUCGCGAGAUCUCGGCCGCAGAGCCCAACCCCGGCCACAGGUUCUUCGGGAUGCUGGAGCGGCGGGGCAAGCUCCAUGCGGUUAUCACACAGAACAUCGAUUCUCUGCACCAGAAGGGAGGUGUGAGCGACCGCAAGAUGAACGAACUCCACGGCCACAUGCGAACCAUCAUUUGCGCUGACCAACGAACCAGGCUCAACCCGGAGGUUUUCGGAGAAGGAGUCUGCGAUUAUUCGGCCGGUGGCAUGGAUCAAGUCAGCGAUGCUGCUGUGCCCCUGUGUCCCAAAUGCACAGCUCCACUUCGCUCGGAGACUGUGAUGUUCGACCAGGCAAUGCCAGAUGGGGCAGUGGAGAGCGCGCGCGAGGCUGUGAUUGGUGCCGAUCUGCUCAUUGUGGUUGGCUCCACUCUCAUCGUGGCGCCUGCCAACGAGCUCCCCGGCGAGGCUCUGCGCCGCAACACGCCCGUGGUCUUGGUGAACUUUGAUGAGACUCGCUACGACGACCAUGUCCACGUAUUGGUGCGGCAGCCUGCGGGCAAAUUCUUCGCAGAAGUUGCAGACAUCUUGUCCGGUCCGGUUCUGUCCGAUGGGGAGGACACGGAUGAGAUCUCACAGCUUCCGGAUUCUGCUCCUCCUGAGGUUUCCGCCUGGCCAGUUGCUGCCUCGGAGAGCAGCGGUGAUGAGCAGCUCUAUGGUGAUGACGACCUCUGCUAA